This is a messenger RNA of Balaenoptera ricei (Rice's whale), 2339 nucleotides long. It is a transcript of the gene B3GNT8, whose product is annotated as UDP-GlcNAc:betaGal beta-1,3-N-acetylglucosaminyltransferase 8. Gene Ontology annotation, molecular function: protein N-acetylglucosaminyltransferase activity. Lineage: Eukaryota; Metazoa; Chordata; Mammalia; Artiodactyla; Balaenopteridae. The record is from RefSeq and is a predicted model, not a curated record. The transcript is spliced from 2 exons. Bases 943 to 2136 code for a protein of 397 amino acids. Gene Ontology annotation, cellular component: membrane.
UCCGCUCCUCUCCGGCUGCUCCCCGGCUGCUCUCUGGGUCCGGCUGCCUCUGCCUGGCUCUGGCUCGGCUGGCAGACUCCCUGCUCUCUGCUCCCGCCCCGUCGUCCCUCCACCUGCCCCUGCACAUCUCUCCACCCUCCCCCACAAGGGCUUCCCUUAUCUCUCGCCAGCUGUCUCCACCUUCCCGUCCUCUCUCUCUCUUCUUGCAGCUCUCUCCUCUCGGCCUUCCUGAAUCUCUGCCGCCUGUCUCUCCUCCCUGCCUGCCCCUGAGGUCUCCCUGGCUGUCUCUUCAUUCUCUGUAAUGUCUGUCUCGGCCUGUAUCCCCUCCUCCCCACCAGCCCCCUUCCCCAUCCCCACCCUGACCCCUGACUCCGGGCCACACACCCCCACCUCUGGCAAGGUCACCCGUGCCCUCUCAGCACAGUCACCCCCCCCCCACCGCCUCCUCCCCCGGCCAGGCCCUGCCCCUGGCCUCCGGCCUGGCCACUUUAGGACUCUGCCUGCCCUUGGGCCAUUCUGACACUUCCCAGCCCCGGCUCCAGUGGCCCUCGGCCUCACCCUUCCCCGGACUCUCUCCCAGGCCCCGGGUUCUCCCCUCCCCGGCCCGCCAGCUCCCGGUCUCUGCAGCCACCCCUGCACCUUUCCCGCUGUCUCACCAGAAAACCAGCCCCAACACGCCAGAGCCCCAACCCUCAGGUCUGCCUCCAGCCCUCCUCCCCCCUCCCCCUCCCUCAGCCCCGCCCCGGUCCCUCCCGGCCCCUGGGGCCCUCCCAGCCUCCCGCAGACCGGCUGGGCUGGGCUGGGCUGGGCUGGGCUGGAGAACAACAGUGCUGGAGACACCAGAGGAGGAGGAGAGCAGAGGGCCGGCCCAAGGCCCCGGGCGCUGGAGCUGGCCGGAGCCGGACCCAGAGCUCCCACAGCUGCCCCUUCCUGGGCCGGGUCAUGCGCUGCCCCAAGUGCCUUCUCUGCCUGUCAGCACUGCUCACACUCCUGGGCCUCAAAGUGUACAUCGAGUGGACGUCUGAGCCCCGGCUGGGUAAGGCCUACCCGGGACCCCGCAGCACCCCACCAGGCCCCACGCCAGCCAGCCCCGAGCCCACCCUGCCGGCUAACCUCUCGGCCCGUCUGGGCCAGACUGACCCUCUGCCCUCGGCUUACUGGAACCAGCAGCAGUGGCGGCUGGGGACCCUGCCCGGUGGGGACAGCACUGAGGCAGGGGACUGCCGCGCUUGGGGAGCUGCCGCUGCGGCUGAGAUCCCCGACUUCGCCUCCUACCCUGAGGACCUCCGCCACUUCCUGCUGUCGGCAGCCUGCCGGAGCUUCCCACGCUGGCUGGCCAGGGGCGGCGGUGGCCAGGUGGCCAGCUGCGAGGAUCCCGACGUCCCCUACCUGCUGUUGGCUGUCAAGUCGGAACCAGGGCGCUUUGCGGAACGACAGGCCGUGAGGGAGACGUGGGGCCGGCCGGCUCCCGGGGUCCGGCUGCUCUUCCUGCUGGGGUCCCCAGCGGGCGAGGGGAGGCCUGACCUAGGCUCCCUGGUGGCCUGGGAGAGCCGCCACUACAGCGACCUGCUGCUCUGGGACUUCCUUGACGUCCCCUUCAACCAGACGCUCAAGGACCUGCUGCUGCUAGCCUGGCUGGGCCGCCACUGCCCCGGCGUGAGCUUCAUCCUGCAAGGCCAGGAUGACGCCUUCGUGCACAUCCCCGCCCUUCUGGACCACCUGCAGGCCCUGCCGCCCAGCGCGGCCCGUGGCCUCUACCUGGGUGAGGUCUUCACCCAGGCCAAGCCCCUCCGGAAGCCUGGGGGACCCUUCUACGUGCCUGGGUCCUUCUUUGAAGGCGGCUACCCAGCCUACGCAAGUGGGGGCGGCUACGUCAUCGCGGGCCGCUUGGCACCCUGGCUGCUGCGGGCGGCGGCACGCGUGGCCCCCUUCCCCUUCGACGAUGUCUACACCGGCCUGUGCUUCCAAGCCCUGGGCCUGGCCCCCAGGACCCACAAAGGCUUCCUCACGGCCUGGCCGGCAGACCGCACUGCUGACCCCUGUGCUCUCCGUGACCUGCUGCUGGUGCGGCCCCUCAGCCCCCAGGACAGCAUCCGGCUCUGGAAACAGCUGCGGGACCCUCAGCUCCAGUGCUGAGACUCGGAGGUGGGGAGGGUCGGGGAGGGCAGACCUGGCCUGGGCCUUGGCGCCAGCCCCUUGCUCAGCCUCUCUUUCUAGGCCUCGGUGCGAGGAAGGGGGUCCUGGAAUGGAGGCUGCCUGAGCCCUCCCUGGGCCUCCCCAAAAGGCGACAGACUGUUUCCGUCUUUCAGUUUUUGAAAAAUAUGCACUCCCCACUCUGA